This is a messenger RNA of Andrographis paniculata, 1451 nucleotides long. Its product is annotated as GDSL esterase/lipase At3g48460. Gene Ontology annotation, molecular function: hydrolase activity, acting on ester bonds. NCBI's taxonomy places the organism in Eukaryota, Viridiplantae, Streptophyta, Magnoliopsida, Lamiales, Acanthaceae. The coding region runs from base 41 to 1159 and encodes 372 amino acids. The transcript has 2 exons. The record is from RefSeq and is a predicted model, not a curated record.
ACACGCACAUUUUUCUCAAUUCUUACUCUCACUUCCUCAUAUGGCCCUUACUCUCACUCUCACUCUCAUUUUCUCUCUCCUCUCUCUUCACUCCGCCGCGCCGCCGCCGCCGUUCGACAAAAUCUACGCCUUCGGCGACUCCUACACCGACACCGGAAACACCAAAACCUCCACCGGCCCCACCGCCUUCAACUAUGUCUCGAACCCGCCUUACGGCAUCACAUUUUUCCACCGCCCGACCAACCGAUACUCUGACGGCCGCAUCGUCAUAGACUUCGUCGCGGAGGCGCUUUCCCUACCGUUGCUCCCGCCCUACCGUGAUGCGACGGCCGAUCGGUCGCACGGCAUUAGCUUCGCCGUCGGGGGUGCCACCGCGAUCCGGCACGGAUUUUUUUUAAAAAAUAAUGUGACUUUUAAUCUCGUACCACAAUCUUUGCAAACUCAACUUGUUUGGUUUAACAAGAUUUUGGCGAGCCAUGGGUGCAUCGACUUGAGACGUACCCCAAAAGAGUGCGGGGGUAUUUUCGGUAAUUCACUUAUUUGGCUCGGGGAAAUCGGCGCCAACGACUACACAUCCACCCUCGGAUCUUCCAUCCCGAAAAGUACUAUUCAGAACAUCGCGGUCCGAUCUUCCGCCGGCUUUAUUCAGGCAAUAGUGGACAAGGGUGCAAAGUACAUCGUUGUUCAAGGCCUCCCGCCGACGGGGUGCUCGCCGUACUCCUUCUCCCUGGCGGCGCCGGAGGACCGCGACGCCGCCGGUUGCGUGGCGAGCAUGAACUACCAGACCUACCGCCACAACGCCGCCCUGCAGGCCAGCUUGGAGGCCCUCCGGCGGAAGAAUCCGGCGGCGAUGAUCGUCUACGCCGACUACUACAACGCCCAUUUAACGGUGCUGAAGAACGCAGGCCGGUACGGAUUCAAGGAACCGUACAGAGUCUGCUGCGGCUACGGCGGCGGCGAGUACAACUUCGACGUGUUCAACACGUGCGGGUCGCCGGCGGCGGCGACGGCGUGCGCGAAUCCGGCGGAGUAUAUAAACUGGGACGGAGCGCAUUUUACGGAGGCGGCGUACAGAGUGAUGACGACGUCGUUUUUGAACGGGAGCUACUGCAGCCCGCCGUUCCGUUAUUUGCUGAGCAGGAAGGUGGAGUCGUCGUGAUUGAUGGAUGGAGGAAUCUCAGCCGUCGGAUCUGGACUGUUCUGGACUGGAGCAUUUAAAAGUGUUGGUGGUGUUUAUUGUGGUGUGUGUAAAGCCUCCAUUAAUGCCUGGAGUUUGGAGCUAUCUUAUUUCUCUGUGUUUUUUUUUUUUUUUUUCUACGGUUUUAUUUAAUUUAUUAUUGAAAGAAAAUUGGUGUAAUUGUGCUAAAUUAAUGUAGUGCAAUGGCUGCUGAUUUUUUGUGUUUUUGGAGUGGUUUGAAUUUACGGCGUGUUUACGUGUGAUUACGGGUUUA